Molecule: messenger RNA, 1863 nt
Organism: Cryptomeria japonica (Japanese cedar)
Lineage: Eukaryota; Viridiplantae; Streptophyta; Pinopsida; Cupressales; Cupressaceae
Product: armadillo repeat-containing protein LFR
Exons: 8
Coding region: 196-1659 (487 amino acids)
Biological process (GO): positive regulation of DNA-templated transcription; chromatin remodeling; regulation of transcription by RNA polymerase II
Cellular component (GO): brahma complex; SWI/SNF complex; nucleoplasm
Molecular function (GO): protein binding; nucleosome binding
Source: RefSeq, a predicted model, not a curated record
CUCUUUCAAACCCCGACUUCUAGAGAGAGAAGACCACCUAGCGAAGUCCUCUGCCAUCAAACUUUAAUUUAGCAACAUUGAAAUGUUAAAGAUUUCUUAUCAAGCAAUCGCAGAGAUGUCCAGUAAUGGUAUUUAAAGAUUAAGAAAACUGCACUUAUUUUGCUCCUAAUAGACAACUGGUUUUAGGGAGUAAAAAUGGCAGGAGCAGCACAAGCAGGAGGAACUGGAGCAGCAAUUGGAGUGUCAUCUUCACCAGCUACUGGAGGAGGAGGAAAAAGGGGAAGAGCAGCUGCGGCUGCGGCAGCAGCAGCCUCAGGAGCAGCAGGGGGAGGAAUUGGAGGGGCUGCUAAUGCCAAUGCAAAUGCUGCAGGAGGAGGAGGAGGAGCCAACGGGGAGAGUGGCUCUACUGGAACACCCCCGGUUCUAUUGGGCCCAACUCUUCAGGUUCACAAUUCCUUUGCAGAUCAGAACAGUAAAAGAAUUGUCAUGGCGCUGCAGAGUGGACUAAAGAGUGAGCUGACUUGGGCCUUAAACAGUCUUACAUUAUUGUCAUUCAAAGAAAAGGAUGAUGUUCGAAAAGAUGCUACCCCUCUUGCAAAGCUACCUGGAGUUCUGGAUGCUCUUUUACAAGUUAUUGAUGAUUGGCGUGAUAUUGCACGCCCAAGGAUGUCUGCAAAACUGAUAAGACCUAGGCUUUUGGGAGCAAAUAGUGCCUUUACAGGAUUUGGAUUUGAAUAUGAAACAAUAAGUCCAAAUGAUCCACUAUCUCGAGUCAGGCUAGGACCUGAUGCUGUGACUUCAGAGAAUACAGGAGAUGGUAAUGAAAGCAGGGGUUCAGAUUGGUGGUAUGAUGAAGAGGGAUUGUUUAACCUAGAUGAGGAGGGCCGUGCAGAGAGGCAGCAAUGUGCUGUUGCUGCUUCAAAUGUUAUACGCAAUUUUUCUUUUAUGCCAGAAAAUGAGACAGUAAUGGCUCAACAUCGCCACUGUCUUGAAACUGUAAUUCAAUGCAUGGAAGACCGUGACACUGAGGACGAGGAACUUGUCACAAAUGCAAUUGAGACAAUUGUCAAUUUGGCACCGUUUUUGAAUUUGCGAAUCUUCAGUUCGUCAAAGCCAUCACAGCACCCCCACAUAACUGAAAAGAAGGCAGUUGAAGCAAUUGUGGGAAUGCUGAAGUCGCCAGUCAAAGCCUGGCACUGUGCUGCUGCUGAGUUGUUGGGAAGACUGAUAGUCAAUCCAGAUAAUGAACCUUUUAUUAUUCCUUUUGUACCUCAGAUAUACAAGCGCUUAGUUGACCUUCUGAGUUUUCUAGGAGCAGAUGCACAGGCAGCAGCUGUAGCAGCCCUAUACAACUUUGCAGAGGUCAAUAUGGAUUGUCGACUGAGGCUUGUCAAUGAGCGAUGGGCAAUAGGAAGACUUUUAAAGAUAAUACAAUCACCUCAUCCACUGUUAGAAGUAUGCAGGAAAGCAGCACUGACAUUGGAAAAUUUAGCAUGUGAACCUCAAAACAGAUCUCAGCUUAUGACUUAUGAAAGCACAUUUGCUGAAAUUGCUUUCUCAGAUGCACGACUCUCUGAUACAUUUGCAAGAAUUUUGUUUGAGCUGACAUCAAAGGCUAACUCCAAACUAGGGACUGCAAGGGGAGUGUGGGGCUUGUAGCUUGUGGUAUCUUUGAAAUGUUACUUUUUUGAAGCAUGUAAUCUGUUUAGUGGGCUGUAUAUUUCUCAAGCAUUGUAAUGGAACCAUAUCAUAAAAUAAUCUGAUAUUAUUUGUUGCUAAUCUUGCAAUUGUUUUCUUCACACAAUCUCAAAAUGAACAAAGCAUGUAUUUGUUCAUCAACAAAGAAUAUUCAAAAUUUUGUGA